GGCAUGAACAGUAUUCACUUUACCAAUUUGGUCUUUAAGAUUUCUUAAACAUAUAUAAUGAAUGCGCCAUUUUUUCUCAUGUUCAUGCAAUUCCAAUCAUAUUGCUCCUCCAUCAAAUCCAUCUUAUCCCUGUCAACUAAAUCCACCAAUGCAUCAUUCCAUCUCACGUUUCAUUCAAUUACCAAUCACACCACUCAAUAUUCACAAACAGGGUCUUGGAGAAAAAGUUUGCAUUUUUCUAACCAAGUUUUGAUUUUGAAUCCAUCCCAUCUUUCUUUUACCUCCUCUCUUUUGAAUGUAUGAUUAGAAGAAGAAGAAGAAGAACAUCGAUGCACAGAGAUACCAAGAUGAUUGAGGCGGGGUCAGCCGUAAAUUUUGGGGAUUUUAAGACCUCCUACCUCUGUCAUUUUGUGAAUCAGAUCAAUUCCAGGGGCGUAUUGUUAAGGGAUGACCCUUUUAGUUAUUCGGUUCCGUUGUUAUUGUUGCAGCUUUCCCUCAUUUCAAUCAUCACCCGUGGUGUUCACUUUCUUCUCAAACCUUUGGGGCAGCCUUCUAUUGUGUCUCAGAUACUCGGUGGUGUGAUAUUAGGUCCUUCAAUUCUGGGGCAGAAUUUGACAUUCUUGCAGACAGUAUUCCCAACUAAAGGCCGUGUGGUUAUCGACACAUUGUCGAUUUUCGGCUUGAUGCUUUUCAUUUUUAUGAUUGGAGUGAAAGUGGAUCCAACUAUAGUUUUAAGAUCCGGGAAGAAAGCUUUAGCUGUAGGAGUCUUGGCCUUCUUCAUACCUUAUGGACUAGCCAAUUUAGUUACCUUUUUCAUCGAGCGAUCUUCGGGUUUGGAUGCCGGAAUAACCAAGGCACUGCAUUAUGUUGUAGAGAUGCAAUCCAUGACAGCUUUUCCAGUUGUUACUUGCUUUCUGGAAGAGCUGAAGAUCCUUAACUCGGAGAUUGGACGGUUAGCAUCUUCUUCUUCGAUUAUCUCUGAUGUCUGCCUCUGGGCCGUAUUGUCUAUUAAGUUUGCUGUAAAGAUAGCCCAGACCAAAUCAGUGAAUGUAACUGUAGGAUCCUUGCUAUCAGGUAUCCUGUUUACUGUUCUGAUACUGUAUGGAGUUCGUCCAGCGGCUAGUUGGGCUAUCCGAAAGACCCCAGAAGGGAAACCUGUGAAAGAGGUUUAUAUCAUUUCAGUUCUUCUUGUGCUAAUGGCCUUUGGGUUUACCGGGGGAGCAAUCGGUGUUAACGCUCUUGUUGCAUCUCUUGUUUUCGGCUUGGUUAUACCUGAUGGUCCACCACUGGGAGCUGCUUUGGUCGAAAGACUGGAUUGCUUCGUAUCUGUACUGCUCAUGCCACUCUUUUUCAUUUCCUGUGGUUUGCAAAUGGAUGUCUUUUCAAUCCAGAAGUACAAAAAUGUAGGCUUCUUGCAGUUGGUGUUUUUUGUUGUUUUUCUUGGCAAGACCAUGGGGACUAUGUUACCCCUUCUGUUCUGCAGAAUGCCAUUCAGAGAUGCCUUUUCUCUUGCUCUCAUUAUGAACUCCAAAGGGAUUGUUGAACUAGCUUUCUUAAACGAUUUCCAAAGAUCAGAGGUGAUUACUCAAGAAGGCUAUACCAUAUGCAUAAUCUCUGUAGUAGCCAUAACAGGCUUUGUCUCACCUCUUGUGAAAGUCCUUUACGACCCAUCGAGAAGAUACAUCGCUUACAAGAGGAGAACUUUACAACAUAGCAGAUACAACGAAGAACUCCGGAUCCUUGCUUGCAUUCAUAGUCAAGAAAAUGUUCCGGCAAUCAUCAGAAUCCUCCAGGUCUCCAAUCCAUCCAAGGACAGUCCUAUCAACCUGGUUAUUCUCCAUCUUACUAAACUCAUGGGCCGUGCUUCUUCGUUGUUAGUAGUUCAAAGCGAUCACAACAAUUCUUCCUCGAAUCCUACACAAACCGAACGGAUUCUCAAUGCAUUCAAGAAGCUUGAGGAGCAACACCUCGGCUUUAUAAUGACUCAUGGCUACAAAGCUAUCUCGCCUUAUGCAACUAUGCAUGACGAUGUCUGCUCUCUUGCAUUAGAGAAGAGGACCAUUCUCAUACUAAUCCCUUUCCAUGAGCAAUGGAUCCUUGGGCAAAGGGUAGAAACAUCUUAUGCAUACAGGCAUUUGAACAGGAAUGUGCUAGAGAAAGCUCCCUGCUCCGUGGGAAUAGUCAUCGAUCGCGGAAGCCUAAAGAAAUCGCGCUAUGUAAUAUCACAGCCUUCGUUAUAUCAAGUGGCCGUCCUAUUUUUUGGAGGCGCGGAUGAUAGAGAAGCGCUAGCAUAUGCGCGUCGAAUGGCAGAGAAUUCAUUUGUUCAGCUGAAUCUUCUAUGCUUCACAGACUCCAGGUCAAACAGCAUUGUAGGUGGCAGUGAGAGAAGCAAAACACUGGACGCAGAACUCCUAACAGAGACGAAGCAUAGCAUACAGUUCAAGAGGCCGAUUUCGUAUCAGGAGAAUGUUGUGACACAAGGGAAAGAUGUGGUUUCUAUGACUAGAUCAGUAUGUAGUGCAUAUGAUCUGGUGAUGGUUGGAAAACGACACGGGGGCUCGCCGAUCAUGACUCAGCUGAGGAAAUGGCAUCAGAGUGGGGAUUUAGGGGCCAUAGGAGAAAUACUUACUGCCUCAGAUUGUGGAGGUGAGGCCACCAUACUGGUGGUUCAGCAACAGACCAAACUGUGGGGACUCAGGGAUCCUGAGGAAUCAACUCACUUGAGGAAAGUCUUGUUAUAGGCUGGAUACUAAAUUCAUUUUUACUUACCAUUUUUUUUUAACACAAAUUUCGGGCUCCUUUUUUUUUUUUUUUUUUUUUUUUCCCCCUAAAACACCCCACAGUGAAUCCUGCUUCAGUUAUGAUGCAUGAAACAUGAACAUUAUUAGGACUGAUGUACAAAGAAAAGAAGUUUCUAAAACCUAGAUAGAAAAGUAUAGGAUUUACUCUUUGAUUGAUU
Messenger RNA from Oldenlandia corymbosa var. corymbosa, 2959 nucleotides. NCBI's taxonomy places the organism in Eukaryota, Viridiplantae, Streptophyta, Magnoliopsida, Gentianales, Rubiaceae. The record is from the annotation of a GenBank genome assembly.